AUGACUGAAUAUUACGAACCUACAUUAAUAUUUAGACAAAAUGCAAUACGGAGAUUUAAUCCUCAAUUAUCACCAAUAUCAAGUGUUGAAAGUUUAUUAACUCAAAAUAAUGAUACUUUAAAUAAUGAUUCGAUAUAUUCACAAUCUUCAAUAAAUUCACCAUAUAUGAAUAAAAAACAAAACCUUAGUAGCUCAUCAUGGUUGCUUAAUAAUAAUAAUCCUAAAGAUACUGAAAUUUUAAAUAAAUCAUGUUCAUUAAAUAGAACUAAUAUAAAAUCAAAUUAUUGGAAAAUUCCAGAUAAUGAUAUGAAUUUAACUUCAAUAUCUAUAAAAAAUCAGUCUGAUAAUGGAAAUCCAAUAAUUGCUAUAUCUUCAGGAAAUCAAGAAAAUAAUUUAUUUAUUUAUGAAUUAAAUAUAAAUUCAAAUCAUUUAAUUCAUCAUUCAACUAUAAGUUUAUCAAAUAUUUAUAAUACAAAAUGGAUUAAUAAUGAUAAAAAUCAUUUAAUUACUGGGAAUAAUAAAGGGUAUGCUCAUUUGGUAUCAAUACCUAAUUUAAAUGAGGGUGCUUAUGAUGAUGAUGAUGAAUUAUAUUCUGCUGAAAUUUGUAAAAGAUUUAAUCAUAGAAAACAUAUAAAGGAUAAAUCCAAGAUAAAAAACAAUUCACCAAUAACAAAAUUAAAUUUAUUUAAUAAUGAUUUAGAAAUGAUUUCAAUAUAUGAUAAUUAUUUAUUUCAUUGGGAUAUAAAAAAUUCAGAAUCUCAAAAAAGACCACAACCUAUUUCAAUAUCAAAUAUACAAGGUAUUUCAAAUUUUGAUAAUUUAAAAAAUAAUAACACAACAAUAAGUAUAUGUGGAAAAUUUGGUAUAUCAUUAUUUGAUACAAGAUUUUCAAAAUUAAAUAUUCCAAUGUCUUCUUCAAAUAAUAAUAAUUUUAGACAAUUAUCUGCAAAUAUUGUUAAAUGGAAUCCUGAUAAUGAUAAUAUUUUAGCAGUGGCACAUGGUGAUGGAAUAGUUAGAUUAUGGGAUAUUAGAAAACAAGAUUAUUUUACAACUAUAAAUAGUGAAUCAUCUACUACAGCUACUUCAUCAUCAUCAAAUUCAAUAACAAGUAUUGAAUGGAAUCAAGGAGAUUUAUUUACCGGUGGACAAAAUGGUAAUAUAAUACAUUGGGAUUUAACAUCAGAUAUAAAUAUAACUGAAGCAGGUCAUUUAAAUUGUGGAUUAAGUGAAGGUUUUAAUAGUAUUAAAUUUAAUGAUUUAAAAACAUUGGAUAUUGAUGUAAAUCAAAGACAAUGUGGUACAAUAUUACCUGCAUCAAAUACUGAUGUAGUUAGUAUGUGUUCAAUAACAAAUGAUUUGAAUAAUGAAGUUAAAUUAUUAUCAAUUGAUGGUUCAUCAUUCUUGGGGGUACAUUCGAAAAUUAAAGAACUGAUUAAAUUAAAUAUAAAUUCAGAUAAAUUAUAUUAUACUGAAGAAGAUAUUCAAAAUUUAUUGAUUAAUGAAAGUUACAAGAAUGAUAAUAAAAGUAAUAACAGUAUAAUGAAUGAUGUAUCACAGGAGAGUUUAAUAAUUGAACCAUUAAGUAUAUCAAGAAAACCAACUUGUAUAACUAUUAAAUCUACAGAUUCAAUAAUUGAUUCUGUAACAAGUAAUGGAAUAGAUUUAAUAAAUGAAUCAUCAACUUCAGAAUCAGAAACUGAAGUUGAAUCAGAUAAUGAUCUACUAAAGGAAGAAAAUUUAAAAUUAUGUGCAUUUGAUUCACCACCAUUAGUGUCAACCAUACCAACCAAUUCACCAAAAUUUAAUCAAUCUAUAAAUCAAGAAAUAGAAGAUAUCACAAAUUUAAAUAUAUCAACCAAUAUACAACAACCACCAUUAGAGAAUGAAGAAGAUGAAGAAUUUAAUUUUAAUUUUAUAAAUAAUAAUUCAAAUUCAGAUAUAUCAAGUAAUAAUACCUCACAAAGUGAUAACGAGCAUGAAUUUUCACCAAUUAGAAAUAAUAAAGUUACAACUACAGAUUCCAAAAAUUCCAAGAUUUUAAAAAAAUCCAUAUCAUUAAAUUCAUUAUCUACUAUUGCUACUGAUAUAGAUGAAAUGAUAGCUCAUGAAUCAAUUAAUAAUAAACAAAAUGAAUUUAAAUUUGAGAAAAAAGAUAAAAAUCUAAUUGAUUGUAAAUAUAAUGAUAUUUUUAAAUCUUUAGAUGAUUUAAAUUUAUUUAAUUAA
Lodderomyces pseudojiufengensis is the source of this 2223-nucleotide messenger RNA. It is a transcript of the gene DSE1, whose product is annotated as Dse1p. NCBI's taxonomy places the organism in Eukaryota, Fungi, Ascomycota, Pichiomycetes, Serinales, Debaryomycetaceae. Gene Ontology annotation, molecular function: protein binding. The record is from RefSeq and is a predicted model, not a curated record. Bases 1 to 2223 code for a protein of 740 amino acids. The transcript has a single exon.